AUGGAAAGGGCGCUACGGACCGUAGCGUACGUGAUUCGCUUCGUGGCGAACAGCCGUCGCCGCAUCAAGAAGGAAGGUACGGUGAUUGGGCCGCUGUCAAAAGAGGAACUGGCGGAAGUGGAACACGUGUUGAUCCGGACUAUACAGCGCAGAGCUUAUGGCCGGGAAAUCGCUAGUCUGCAAAAACGAUCGACGCAGAAACACCCGUGGCGAAAAGGGAUCGAUAAAAACAGCAGCAUCUACAAACUCUCACCUGUCCUGGACAACCAAGGGAUACUGAGAGUGGGGGGACGGUUGACAGCGUGCUCGGGCAUCAACGAAUCCUCCCGGAACCCGAUCAUUCUUCCCAGACAAGAUUAUGGGACCGACCUAAUAAUUCGGGAGUAUCACGAGCGAUACAAGCACGCAAAUCACUAUACGGUCUUGAGCGAACUGAGGACGCGGUACCACAUCUCGAAGCUACUGGGAGAGUAUCGACGUGUGAGGAAAAGCUGUCAGAGAUGCAGGGUGCACAACGCGAUGCCAGAACCACCGCUAAUGGGUAACCUACCGCAACAGCGUGUCGCAUUUGCUCAGCGUGCCUUCUCGUUCACAGGUAUCGAUUAUUUCGGCCCGUUCUUAGUGUCCGUCGGCCGCAGAGUCGAGAAACGGUGGGGAGUUUUACUUACCUGCCUCACGUCGAGAGCCAUCCAUGUCGAGAUAGCGGCAUCCCUCACCACAGCGUCAUGCAUACUGGCGAUUCGACGUUUCAUUGCACGACGCGGUAUGCCACUGGAGAUAUUCAGCGAUCGCGGUACAAACUUCGUCGGGGCCUCGCGAGAACUGAAGGAAGCGUUGGAGGAGGUUGACCACGACGCGUUGAUGACAGAAUUUUGUUGCCCGCGAAUGAAAUGGACGUUCAAUCCACCUGGCGCGCCUCACUUCGGCGGCUUCUGGGAGCGCAUGGUGCGCUCCGUGAAGAAGGUGUUGCACCAAUGUGUAUUCCCCAAACGCCCUACGGAUGAAGUACUCCUUUCAACCUUCACGGAAAUCGAGCUGGUCGUUAAUUCGAGACCACUUACCUACGUGCCAUUGGAAGAUGAAACGGCCGAGCCUUUAACGCCGAACCACCUGCUCCUCGGGAGCUCUGAUGGGAGCAAACCGCCAGCCGUUUACUGCGACAGUCCCGCAGCCUUGAGAUCAUCGUGGAGAGCAGCACAACAGGCAGCGGACUUAUUCUGGAAGAAAUGGGUUUCCGAAUACUUACCUACUCUUACUCGUCGGACUAAGUGGUUCGAACUGGUACGGCCAAUCUAG
This is a messenger RNA of Anopheles maculipalpis, 1296 nucleotides long. RefSeq lists its product as uncharacterized. NCBI's taxonomy places the organism in Eukaryota, Metazoa, Arthropoda, Insecta, Diptera, Culicidae. Bases 1 to 1296 code for a protein of 431 amino acids. Gene Ontology annotation, biological process: DNA integration. The record is from RefSeq and is a predicted model, not a curated record. The transcript has a single exon. Gene Ontology annotation, molecular function: nucleic acid binding.